Molecule: messenger RNA, 1647 nt
Organism: Aedes aegypti (yellow fever mosquito)
Lineage: Eukaryota; Metazoa; Arthropoda; Insecta; Diptera; Culicidae
Product: transmembrane protein 68
Exons: 4
Coding region: 549-1538 (329 amino acids)
Cellular component (GO): membrane
Molecular function (GO): acyltransferase activity
Source: RefSeq, a predicted model, not a curated record
UCAAUGCCUCCGAUUUGCAAUCAGUUGAUUCGGUGCUAUUCGCCACUCUGCUUUGUAGACGGUGAAACUCCAAGAACAUCAUCAACUCAUCAUCACCAACCACAGCAGAAGAAGCUCUUAAGCCACAAGUAACGAAUGUUUAGUUUUGUUUGUAAUCAUUGAAGGACGCAUUUGAGAUUUUUUUUUGCGUUUGGAAUUCGAAGUGAAAGUGCUAAUAAAUCGAGAAGUUCCCAUUGAUAUGUUACUGUUUGUUGUGUUCGGCAGCAGGUUCAUUUCACUACGAAGGCAAUGACCCACAUUAGGGUGCCUUCAAGCACAACAAAGCGAAACUGCGGGAAGUAGGACUUAUCAAUACGUCACAAAAGCAAGAAAUAUUUUAUCGAUAUUGAGUCAGACGUGACAACGAAGUGAAAAAACCGAUGGGACAUGAGUGAUGCUGCCCUGUCUGGAUUGUCGAUUAGCUGGGCUGGAAAACGUCAGCCUUUAAGGCUGAGAAAAAACAACAUAAAUUUGCAUCACGUAUUUCAAACAUUAGGUGCUCGCUGACAAUGGGUACCGUGGCAGAGGAAUUAAUCGCACUUACUAAUGACACCGUGAUGAACUCAACUAUCUUCAGCUACAUAGGUCAAUACGUAGAUCUGGAUUACUCGAUAUGGCUCUACCGGUUACUGACCCCUUUGAUGUUGACCUUUGUGUUGCCCACAUUAUUUGUAUUGCUGAUAUACUUAUCAAUUUCGUUUCUCUACGUUUACAAACUACACAGUCGUUUUAUCUUACAAGUGUACAAUGACGGUGAUUUCGAUUUUUGGGACGUAGCACGCACUUUAGUCGCAGUUGUAUGGGAUGCCCAUGGUUGGAUUUUUCAUGGCUACGAAGUGUGUGGUUUAGACAAUUUGCCGGAAACUGGACCUGCGUUGAUCAUAUACUACCAUGGUGCUAUUCCUAUCGAUAUGUACUAUCUUGUGGCCCGUGUGUAUUUGAAGAAAUCCCGUUUGGUCUAUACCGUUGGCGAUCGAUUCCUAGAAAUGUUACCCGGUUGGUCGUGUCUGGCUCGGGUAAUGAAAGUAAGCCCUGGCACGGUACAAUCCUGCUCUAACGUGUUGAAGGAAGGCAAUAUGUUAUCAAUUGCACCGGGUGGAGUUUAUGAAGCUCAGUUCGGUGAUAGCAACUAUGAGUUGCUGUGGAGACGGCGGGUCGGAUUCGCCAAAGUGGCCAUUGAAUCCAAAGCACCUAUUAUUCCAAUGUUCACCGAAAACCUGCGGGAAGGGUUCCGUUCGAUUGGCUUUGCCAAGCGAUUAUUUAUUCGAUUGUACAAUGCCGUAAGGUUUCCGGUGAGACCGGUAUAUGGAGGGUUUCCGGUUAAAUUUAGGACCCAUUUGGGAAAACCGAUCGAGUACGAUCCAUCGUUAACGCCGGAGCAACUGCAGGAAAAAGUGGCGUUUGCUAUCGAGGAACUGAUCAAUAAGAACCAACGAAUACCUGGCAGUAUUCUGCACGGGUUGAUAGAUAGAUUUGUGGCGAAAAAGAAGAAUGAAUGAAAUGACUGUUUUGUACAGGGACUGAUGUAAAGCGAACAACCUUAUCCGUACUACUGUAUCCGUACUUAUGCAUGUGGCUUGCAAAUAUAGUUAUACUGGUCAAAGUGUU